Molecule: messenger RNA, 4968 nt
Organism: Heterotrigona itama
Lineage: Eukaryota; Metazoa; Arthropoda; Insecta; Hymenoptera; Apidae
Source: the annotation of a GenBank genome assembly
AUGAAUAAGUGUGAAUUGUACGGCGUAAUUUAAGUUUUGUUAUUUUAUAGUAAAUUGUUCGCACCAUAACUGAAUGCAAUUACAUAUACAUAUCAUUAAAUGAUUUAUGUAUACGUCAAUUGCAAUUAAAUAACUAAACGUGAUUAGAAAAAUUAAUUCUGAUUAAGAGCAAAGAGGUAUACGAUAAAUUGUCAGAACACGUUCUCUUUGUUGUAUUUCAAUUUCAAUUCAGACAAAUUGGCUGAUAACGGAAGAUGAAGAAAGACAUGUGUUGCAUGAAUAAUACUUUUGUAGCAUAGACGUGUUUUUUUUCUUUAUUAUAUGAUAGAAAAAAAAUUCGCAACGUGAACGAGAAAAAAGAUCUCGACAUGCAUAGGCGGUACAACGACCAAAGUUAGUUCGAAGUUGUUGCGCGUUCGGAGAUGGCUCGUUCGCAAUUCGUCGCAACGAGGUAGACUUCCGGGACCUUACUGCUCGAAUGGCCGACGCCAAGGUUGUCCUUCUCCUGUCAAAUGAACUUAAUUCCGAGUCAAUCGAAAUCAUGUAAACGCUCGCUGAUAAUUUGGGUGAAUCGUUGAAACGCGAGUAGAUCGAUGCGUGGAUCGUGGAGUCGGGGUGUGUCUCCGUGGUUUUAAUCAACAAUAACGCAAGAAGAGAGACACCGGUGUCUCUUCUCGGAUUGUCGGAUCCACCAAGAGGGUAAUCCUGUUCUUUGCCGGGGGUGCGAAUAACUAGAGCGGCCAACUAGAGCCGUUUCGACACCGAUUCGGGAACCGAGUCGCAAACGAAUUCGCUUGAGAAUGCAAUUCAGAUGAUCCGAUGAUAUAUUCCGACUUGACAGCCGAAAUCGACAUUAUGAAUUCGAGUUAGUGUGCUUUUAGCGAUGUCGUGUGACGAACUAUUAUAUGCGCGAAGCUUGCUUUGCUUUUUCAAUAUCUGUCCGCUGAAUACUCUGCUCGCAAUUCAAGUGUGAAUCGUAUUUGAUAAAUCGAAACGGGGGUUGACGCUCGAUUAAUUAAGAAAUCCCGUUGCACGUGAAAAUUCUUGUCACACACUGCGUCUGUUUGUAUAGAACUUGUUACUGGGAAUGGUAUUCCCUAGCUAUUGAAAAUAAAAGUUGAAUCACAAUCUAGGAGUACAGUGUGCAAAGCGUAUUUCAUUUUUAUUUUCAUGUCGUAAAUAAAGUGCAAAUAUCGUGAAUGCAAUAUCGUGCAGUUAGUUUUGUCUUUAAAUUUAUGUAGUUGCGUUAAGUAACAGUAAUUGUAACAUAUCUGUGCUUUAUUUUUUAGCCCUGCCAAUAUAACUGUUGAAGGAAAAUAAUACGUGUAUUUAUACGUACAAUCUUUAUACAAAGAUGUCAAAUUAAAUAAUAUUUAACCUUAAGCGUUAUGCAUUGUUAUGUUACAAUAAUAUUAUAUACUAUGUUGCAGACAUAGUUAUGGAGGAUAGCAUGAGUGUUAAAUCAAUGGAAUCAGUGGCAACAAGUGACGAAUAUGAAUUUGUAAAUGACAGGGGUAAUGGGAAACAUCAACAAACAUUAAUCAGUGAAUUACCAAUGUUAAAAAUUGCGAAUAACGGCAAUUUUGAAGACCUUCAGAAUAAUCUUCGCGAGGUAUUGACAGAAGAUUCAAAGAUGGAAAGUAAUGAUUACAAAAUUGUAAGCAGUACCCAACAAAAUCAAUCAAAAUCUAAAAAAGUUGGACAAAGUAAAUUUUAUGAUGUAACUUCUUGCGUGGUUGCAUCUGAGAAACAAGACAUUAUGAAACCAGAAGAUUAUAUUGAUGAAGAAAUAAAUUCCUUGGCUCAUGUUCAACAAGAAUGUACCAUUUUCAAUGGUGUUACUUAUCUGGGAUCUGCAGCAAUAAAUGCACCUAAAUCAGAAUGUGAAAUACAGCGUAAUAUGAAUAUAUUAAAUGCAGAACAAUCCCUUAAUUUGGGAAUUAAAGUAUCUGUUUCUGUUCCAAGUAGUUCUCAAGGUUCUGUUGUUUUAUAUGAUGCUGCUACUCAACAACCAAUUGCACAUUAUGAAGUACAACGAAUUUUGUUCUAUGCACGUGGCGAAAGUGUUGGUCCAUGUGCAGCGUGUUUUGCUUUUACAUGGUCACAUGGGGAUACAUUGGAAUCUGCCAUUUAUCAGUGUCAUGUUUUUCGAUGUGAUAUACCAGAAGCAGUAGGGCAAGUUUCAGCUUGUUUCUCCAAAGCCUUCCAUAGAAUACCACGAUCGAUGACUAGCUCUCUAACAGGAAGUGAUUUCAAUGGUUUCAAUAUUGGAAGUGAAAAAACCAAUUCUCGAGUAUUUAUUUUCGAAGUAACAAUGGAAAUAAAAGAAGAAGAUGGAAAAGGAGGUUUCAGUAUAGUUCCUAAGGAUAGAAAUUGUUUCAAACUUCGAAGUAAUGUAGCUAAACAAGUGUGUUUAAGUAUUCAGCAAGUUUCCAGCAAAGAAGGUGGAAUUACUCUUGAGGUUGAAAGAUGCUUCGGAGUUCUUGUUAGUCCUGGACGCAAUGUUAAACACAGUGAUAUGCGUCUGCUUGAAAUGCAAGUCAAUGCUGGUCCGUUAAUUCAGGAUAAACAAUGUUACAAUAUAUGUGGGCACUGGGAUCCUGCAGAUCCAGCUUUAGAAACUCUUAAUAUUGAAACUCCAAGAGAAGGAAAAAUUUACAUGACAGUUGCUGUUGAUUUAGUGAUACGUGGUAUUCGAGAACCUGUUAGGUUCAUAAUAGAAACGUUAGUUAAAGUGUUCCCACAAAAUGAAAGAUUUUGGUACUUUAAUAAGCGAAAUCUUGUACAACAAUUUUAUCUUAAUUCGAAAGAAAUAAUAUCUGGAGACGGCACAGAAGUUCAUUAUGAAGUACAAAGCAUAGAAACUUCAGGAGAACUGGACAGAAACCGAUUAAAUCUUGCUCUUAAUUUAGCAUCGCUAAUUCGAUCUCCUUCUUUAACAAGUAUUGAUACGCUUACACCCAAGGAAGAAAUAGAUUCAGAUGGAGAUGAACCAAUGUUGAGUGGUACAGGUGAAGUAUCAAAAGAUUGUUCUGCAGACGAAUUAGCUAGUUGGGCAGAAGUGCUAGACAGUUGGCAAGUUAAUGAACAACGUCCAAAGCUUCUUAUAAAACUUACAAAACAAGGUAUUCCUGAAGCUUUACGCGGAGAAGUAUGGCAACGUUUAAGUAAUUGUGAUAAUUCACAAGAAAUGAUGGAUAAAUAUAGGACUUUAAUUACUAAAGAAAGCAGUUGCGAGAGUGUUAUUUUAAGAGAUAUUAAUAGAACAUUUCCUGCCCAUGACUUUUUCAAAGAAACAGGUGGUUUGGGACAAGAUUCUUUGUAUAGAAUAAGUAAAGCAUAUGCAGUAUAUGAUGAAGAAGUUGGAUAUUGCCAGGGACUUAGUUUUUUAGUUGCUAGUUUAUUGCUUCACAUGCCGGAGGAACAAGCUUUUUGUGUUUUGGUCAAGUUAAUGUAUGACUAUGGAUUAAGAGAUUUAUAUAAAGAUAGAUUUGACAAUCUUCAUAUGAGAUUUUAUCAACUUAACAGAUUAAUAGAGGAUCAGCUGCCAGAACUUUAUAAACAUUUCUGCGAUCGUGGUGUGGAAACACAUAUGUUCGCUGCACAAUGGUUUCUGACUCUAUUUACAGCCAGAUUUCCACUUUAUCUUGUUUUCCAUAUUUUAGAUGUAUUCCUUUUACAAGGACUUGAUACACUAUUUCAAGUUGCUCUCGCAUUAUUAAUGUUGUGCAAAAAGGAACUACUUCAAUUAGAUUUUGAAAGUAUAUUAAAAUACUUUCGGGUGCAUUUGCCUAAACGUUGUCGAAACGAAGAAAUAUCGCGCUAUGUCAUGAAGUUAGCCUGUUCAGUUACCUUAAAGAAAUUAAAGAAGUAUGAAGCGGAAUUUAUGACAUUAAAAGCAUCUGCUUUUGCAAGAUAUCGCAUGUCGGCCAGUUACAUUAAAAUCAUUUCAUUUUCAAUGCUUCAUUGUUGAAGUCAUGAGCCAUAUUAUAAAAGCAUUGAUAGAGAAAGCGCAAGAAAAUGCGGAUGAGUAUAGCAAUGAAGUAGAACAACUACGCGGUACGGUAGCGAGAAACGAAGAAGAAAAACAAAGAUUAGAAGCCGAAUUGGCCCAAGUUAAGGAAAUGCUACAACGGGAAGUUGCAAGAGCAGAUGCAGAAAGCCGACGAAGCAAUAUUAUUAUUGCUGAAUACAAACAGGCUAAAGUUUCAAAAUGUGAUAAGUGUAAAAGUUGCAUAAUGGAUUCGUCCAAUAUAUUAGCAGACAUUGCACAUCCUUUAGAAAAUCGAAUAGAUCCCAUGUUGCACAGAGUCCAAGAGAGAGUACGAGAAUUAGAAUUAGAGUUAGCCCAAACAAAAUUGGCCCACGUUGAAGCUGAAUGCAGAAAUCAGGAUUUGACACAUCAGUUGCAUGCAACUGCUUCUGAACUUCAAGCAGCGAGAAACAGCUGGCCGUGGCUUAGUAAGACAUUAUCGAGUAUAAAAGAAGCGGCGAAUAAAAGAGAAGUAAUAGCUCCUUCGUUGAUGAAAGAUUUAAGACGAGAUAGCGCACCUGGAGGUGAAAUGCAUCAUUUGAUACAUUCCCGUAAUCGCGAGACUCGUGAUAAUCUGAAAGAAGUUGUUUACUUUAACCAGGCGAAGUGUCGGAAGAAUUCGUACAUUACGAGAGAAAGACCUAUUUCAAAAACAAAUUUGAAUACACAAUGUACGUCCAUAAUUACAUGUAGUAUUUUACUUGACAUGUUUAUAAUAUACACUCGGUUCCUCAUGAACGCUAUUAAUCGCGUGCUUUUAGCGAGGGCAGCUUUAUCCUACAAUUCUGAUAUUAAUAUUGAGAUAUUACUUGUCCAUAUUUGUUCAUUGUUUUUGUAUACUCAUUUUUACCUACAUUUGGUUUGUAUAUUAUUAAUUUUAUUUGAAGUUUGGCAUCUUAAUAAGAGAUUUCACGAAAUUGAGCGUUCUACAUUAA